Messenger RNA from Tigriopus californicus, 1659 nucleotides. RefSeq lists its product as uncharacterized. Bases 1 to 1629 code for a protein of 542 amino acids. NCBI's taxonomy places the organism in Eukaryota, Metazoa, Arthropoda, Copepoda, Harpacticoida, Harpacticidae. The record is from RefSeq and is a predicted model, not a curated record. The transcript has 5 exons.
AUGGUGAAAAAGGCCGGUCAAAAACGGAAGAAAGCCGAGAAGGCCAAGACUCAACUCAAAACCUCGGGAAAGCCGCAGAAAAAGGGGCGGAAAAUCCGGGGUAAAGGGGCUAACGAGACCAAAUUUGACGUGAAAACCAAAGUGAUUGCCUUGCAUAAAACUUCUGAAGUGACAAUUUCAUCGACCCCCGCCCCUGAGACGCCGGUCUUCACCGGAAAACUACCCAGUCUUAAGGAAAAUACCCAUCGACUUACCAAUACCAAUGCCACGGUUCGAUUAGAAGCCGUUCGAGCCUUGAUCCAAUUGAUGCGACGUCGUCAAGAAUUACCCGCCUUACUUGAAAUCACUACAUUCUUACCCAAGAUUUUGCCCAUUCUCUCCGACUCGGACCGUGAUGUUCGAACCGAAGUCGCUAAAUUGUUAAGAGUUCUGAUGGAAGAGUCCGACGAUUUCCAAACGGAACCCGUCCAACGAUUGCUAACCGCCCAUCUGUGUUGUUCUUUGUCCCACAUUGAUCCUUCCGUGGCUCGACACAGCCUGAAAGUGUUGGAUUCGGUGAUAGAUCUCUGUCCAAAUGUUGUGGAACAAUCGUUUGAAAAAAUAGUGACCUCUACUUUAGCCCAAUUGGGCCAGAAGCAGAAUAGCCAGAGCUCAAAUGGAACAGUCACCUCAGGUCCAUCGUUCAGUGGAACUUUAGAUCAAAACGUCAGCCAUAACGAAUGGCGCUUGGCUGUAUUAACGCGAUUAGAUCAAAUGCUGAGUAUUGUGGCUGAGUCUUCAAUACCGACGACCUUGCUAAGAGUAGAAAGGGAAUUGGAAGAAUCCAGUUUCCAGCCGUUCCAGGGACUGUUUGCCACCAAGUCUUAUUAUCAGAGUGGGAUGACAUUGUUGGACGUAAUGGCACCGUUUAAGACUACGGACUUGAAUACCUCAGACGAGAGUGGAUCUACUCUGAUUACCCGAAAGAUUAUUGGACUCUUAUCCGAGGUUCUCUCCGAAAUCAAAAGCGGAUCUUGGAAUGAAAGAGGUGGAAUGAACUCUUCAAGUCUGGAUGCUAUCCUCGAGGAUAGUUUGGCCAAAGUUGCCUCAGUACUGUAUCAUUUGGAACAAAUCUACAUGAAAGAGAGCUUGAGUUACCCACCUAUGUUUGUCGAACAGCUCUUGAACGCUUAUCCAUUUUCAUUCACCGAUAAACCGAAGGAGUUAAAGGCCAAUUUGAUGCUCGGAUCAUUGAUGAUACAACAAGUGGAGCAACAUUCCAGUGAUUAUGAAGAGACCUCUCAAAAGUUGGCUAAGAUUGUCCAUGGUACUUUGUCUGGAAAGCUCCUCUCCGUGUGCAAAGACUUCCAAUUGUUGGAGAAUGUGCUCAAGACAUUACUUGCGGAUGAAAGGAUCAAUCUAGAUGAAACGGCCGACGCCUUUCUCCAAGCCUUGCUUCGUUUCAAUCAUGAAGAAAGCCUGAGCAGAAUUGCCGUGCAUUUGUUGCAACAAAAUUGUUUGGAAUCGCAGAGGAUUUGGCCCUGGAUUGAGACCUUGAAAGACGGUUCCAUAAACGAUUUCGAGGCCCAAGCUAUCACCAUUCUCCGAAAACGUAACCAACUUCCAAGUUCGAUGUUAGUUGAAUCGUGAGAAAUGAAAUAAAAGCAAGCGAGAUCUAUA